CAGCUUCAUGCUAUGCACUUCUAGCAAAAGCAAAUACUGCAUUCGCCACCAUCAUCAACGAGAAAAGAAAAUGGAGGUCAUACCUUUGCACUAACCGUGGGCCGAAAGCUAUUAAUGCUAAAAAAUCAGUAUCUUAAAUAGAAGAGUUCCAGUCAUCAUCUUCAUAGCAAACAGAUAUUCCGUUUGAAAAGUAGUGUCUCUUUGCUAUGGAGGAGAGUGUGAGCCCUGAGCUGGCUCAAGCCCCAGAGCCUGAGCCCAGCCAGGAUCCUGUGGAUACCAGCUCACAAGAACCAACAUCAGUCUCAGAAGAAGUCAAAGAUCAAAAAGACCAAGGUGAUGUUUGUGAAGACAAAGUAGAGGACCCUGACAAAUCCACAAAGCCCCCACGUGAGUUUAAGAAGACUUGGGGUUUUCGUCGGACCACUAUUGCUAAGAGGGAAAUCCCUGGAGAAAUGGCAGCAGAGGCCCCAGAGGGCAGGGGUGCCCCAGUGCGUCGCAGUGGCAGGCAGGCAAAGCGCACAGACAAACUGGAAGAGUUUCUGGUCACUGUGAAGCGAGGAAGAGGAACGGGCAGGAGAAGUUGUCCCUCACGACUUGAGGGAGGAGAUCCUCCAUCCCAGACCCCAACCGAUGCUGAAACGGCCUCCGAAGCCAGCUUUGAUGGAAAUGCAGAUGCUAAGAUAGAGGAACAGAAAGUGGCCCCACCAGAGAAAAAGAAGAGGGGUCGGGGACGGACGAGGAGGGCAGUGAAGCCUAAAGCUGGCGGGGGCUCGGUGAGUGAUGAUGGCAGCUCUGAAAACGAAGAAAAGGUUUCCAGUGAGGUAAUGAAAGAGACUCAAGAAAAUGUUGAGACUGCGACCAGUACUGAAGACGGAAAGGAUGUGGAAGAGGAACAAGCGAAGGAUGUGGAGAUGAAAGAAGAGGAGGGUGAGGAGGAGUGUAAUAAGAACAAAGAGAAGACCUCAAACGAGUCCAUAAAUAGACGUCCUACUAGAGCAGUUUGUAAAGACUCCAAAAGAGACACUAAACCCAAAGUAGGAGUGAAGCUCCGCAACGAGAAGAAAGACGACGAUGAUGAAGAGUCAUCUUCCAGUGAGUCUGACAGUGAUGGUUAUGACCCUAAUGCACUUUACUGCAUCUGCAGGCAGAAACACAACAAAAGGUUUAUGAUCUGCUGUGAUCGCUGUGAGGAGUGGUUUCAUGGCGACUGCGUUGGCAUCUCUGAGGCACGUGGCCGACUGAUGGAGAGAAACGGAGAGGACUAUGUCUGUCCAAACUGCUACACACAGAAGGGACAGUUUUCCAAGGCUGGCUCCUCCACAGCAGCUGCAGAGAAUGGCAAACGGCCAGCAGCUGGCCUUCGUAAAAGUGAAACCGGUCUUGCUACACCAUCUAGCACUGCUGCAGCCACCACAGAGGAGAAAGCUUCUGAUGACCUGGGCAUCAAGGGCAGGAUCGAGAAGGCUACCAAUCCUAGUGGAAAAAAGAAAAUAAAGAUUUUCCAGCCGCAGGUGACUGCAGUUGAAGGAUCUUCCCUCCCAAAGUGCAUCGGACCUGGCUGUGAGAGAGAUGCGCUCCCUGACUCUGUCUACUGUGGGAACGACUGCAUACUCAGGCACGCCGCUGCUGCCAUGAAGACCAUCACCACGGAUGGAAAAGAUUCCAAACAGAAAGAGAGGGGCAGGCCCAAAUUGCAGAAAAAGACCUCAAAUAAAUCACCAAAUAAGAGGAGUUCUGGCCCAGAACGGAGGUCCUCUAACCAAGGAGAGGAGGAGGAGUCAGAAUCUGGGACUGAGGAAUAUGAUGAUGAUGAUGAAGACAAGCAUGCAGAGGAGCAUCCGCCGCCACCAGCCAUGUCAUCCUGGUCCAGUGACCAUAAUUACAUUGCAGUAACGCCAGAAAAGACUACACCCAUAUCAGCAUCUGUGUUAAACAAAACGUCAGCUGCCCAAAAAGACAAAGAAAAGGAGGACAAUGAGGAAGUCAAGCCAGAGAAAGAAACAGCUUCCACUGACAAGAAACCUCCUGCAUCUAAUGUUGCUCCCAAAGUGGGGAAGAAGGCUCCUGGCUCCAAGGGUACAAAGGCAGCUGCUGCCACCUCGCCUCUUCCCAAAGGCAAAACAACUGCAACACCUUUGAACAGUGGUAGAGAGUUAAGGAAGCAGCCCAUACCCAUACAGGGCAAAGCAAAAAAGCCAGGACCUCCCCCACCACCAAUUCCGGUUUUAUCACCUUCAGGCCCCCCCGGAUCUCGCCACCAUGCCACUGGAGCGCUCCGCGUGGGCAAGAGCACCUUUACUAUCCCAAAAAAACAGCCACAGGCAGGGCAAAAGGACUCUGCAGAGCCAGGUCCCUCUCCCACCUCUAGAACCCCACCUUCACCAGGGUCAUCCACCCAGCACUCAGCACCUAAACCAACCCAACCCAUAGCACCUGCUGCUCCUCCACAGCCACCACCCAACAACCAGAUGAGAUCCAAUAUCAGGCGAUCACUGACUGAUAUCUUGUAUAAAAGGGCCAGUGACAGUGAUGAUCUCUCAAUGUCUGAGAGCGAAGUGGGAAAGUUGGCUGUCAGCAUUGAGAAAGAGAUGUUUAACCUUUAUAUGAACACUGAUAACAAGUACAAGAACAAGUACAGGUCCCUUAUGUUCAAUCUAAAGGACCCCAAAAACAAGGGCCUGUUCUAUCGCGUGGUUGGUGGCGAGAUCAGUCCUUUCAGGCUGGUGAGACUGAGUCCAGAAGAACUUCUUUCCAGGGAGAUGUCAGACUGGAGAAAAUCUGAGAUCUCUGAGAGUCUGGAUAUGAGUGGGAGAUCCCAGUCAGGACAGCACAAAAGUGGAUCUAGACAGGAGGGUGCUCCCCCAGAUGUGGACAUGGAGGAGGCUCCUCCUUCUAUGUCUGAUGGAGAUGUAUGUAUGCCUGCCACUUCCCAGUCUCCCCACUUGGUUUCUGCUGCUGAUUCCCAGGAGGACACACGGCCUACUUCUGCAUCACAAGCCCCAAUCUCUACUGGGAAAGGCAGUUCAAUGCCAGAUAUCUUUAGUAGUAUGCUGAAAGACACUACAGCAGAGCACAGGGCUCAUCUCUUUGACCUGAACUGCAAGAUCUGUACAGGACAGAAGUUGGCAGAUGAUGAACCACCAUUAAAAAAAAACAAAAUGUCUGCACCUAAAAAGCCAGAGCACUCUUUUAAGUCUAAAUCAGAGUCAAGACCAUCCAAAUCUCCUGCUGAUCUCCCUCAAGUUUCCUCUCUUUCCGGUCCUGAGACGCCCAUGCCUGAUUCUGCAGCUGUAAUGGAGGAUCCAAGCAGUGUAUUUCCUGUGGUUCAGGCCCCAGUCAGUGCUGCUGUACCUGCAGUCUCUUCUGUUACAAUAACUCGAAGGGAUCCUCGUACUGCUGGUCACCGUGCAUCUGUGCCUCAGAUAGUUCCUGAUGUUGUUGUUCCUGCUAUGCCAGCAAAUAUUCCUAUUUCUGUUGAACCCGUGGUUGUAGAAACAAAGGGUCCUUUGCCUAUGCCCCCUCCUGCCCCAGCAUCUAUACCCAGACCUGUGAUCCCAAAAACGGCAUCUUAUGGGUCCAGUACUACCAGUAUGUCAGAGCCCCCUCCUGAGGGUGAAACCGCUUUGUUCUUGUCGGGACAAGAGAUGAUGUGGAAAGGAUUCAUAAACAUGCACUCUGUUGCCAAGUUUGUCACAAAAGCCUACUUGGUGUCAGGAUCAUUUGAGCAUAUUAAAGAGGACUUGCCUGACACUAUUCAUAUUGGUGGUAGAAUAUCACCACACACUGUGUGGGAUUAUGUGGGAAAGUUGAAGACUUCACUAUCAAAAGAACUAAGUCUUAUUCGUUUCCAUCCAGCAACUGAAGAAGAGGAGGUGGCGUAUGUGUCUCUGUUUUCUUAUUUCAGUAGCCGUAAGCGGUUUGGAGUAGUGGCAAACAGCAACAAGCGCAUUAAAGACCUUUACCUCAUCCCUUUGAGCUCAAAAGACCCACUUCCUGCGAAGCUUCUGCCAUUUGAUGGACCAGGGCUGGAACCAGCUCGUCCCAAUCUUCUCCUGGGGUUGUUAAUAUGCCAGAAGGACAAGAAGCGUCCUGGAGCCCCUCUAGAGAAUGAAGAAAAACGUUCUAAAACUCUAAGAGAUGAUGAAACAGGCCUCCCAAAACCAUCAACUAUUGGUAAAUCUGAAAUAAAACAGGACAAAGUUCUUCGAUCUAGUCUGGAUGCCAUAAGCUCAACUCCCCCAGACACCCCUCCACCCCUUAGUGCCUCAGAGUCCUCAAGUUCUGUCUCAUCUGUGUUUUCGUUACUGUCCUCUGUGAAAGUGCCUGGUGUCAGCAUUAGCACGGGCAGCAAUUCUCCAUCCUCCAACGUCUCAGUAGCAUCUACAGUCUCUUCCACACCACUUCAGACUAUCCUGAAAUCACUUUUUGGUAAGAAGAAGCAGGAUUCUGAUGUCUCGUUAUCACCUUCAGAUCAAAGUGCUGUAGAUGUCGCUGUACCUUCUGUGUCCCUGUUAGAUCCAAUUGUACAGCAGUUUGCAAUAACCAAGGGUAAAGAGGUAGAAGUACAGGAUGAUAGGCCGUAUGAUCCUGAGGAAGAAUAUGACCCAGCUGUUGGCUAUGGUACAGAAAAUACCCAUGAUACAACCAAAGUAUCAGCUGCAGUUAAGCAAGCAGAGGUCACCCCUGUGAUGGAUGAUGUAGCUUAUGACCCUGAGGAUGACUCUCUUUUUGAUGAUGUUGGGGUUGAUCCAAGUGCUAAGAAAUUAACUGAACAUCAAAAAGUGCUUGAAGAAAAACAAAUUGAGGAACAGAAGCAUGAGGAACCAGUUCAUCAACAAAUACCAGAGACUUUGAUUUCUCAGCCUGUUACAUCCCUGUUGGCUAACAGUCAAUUGCUGCAGCUUGGUAAAAAGGUUGAAGAGUUGGUGGCAAAGACUUCAGCCACUCCAGUUAUUAACCAGAGAAGAGACCCAAGGCAGAGUAGAGACCCUAGACAGGCUGUUACAAGUAGAAGACAGACGUCUGAUUUCACAGUAGCAGAAGAGGAAUCUUGUCUUACCACAGACAAAACCUCUCCACAACAAGGUACAGUGACAGAAACAUCACCAACACAAGCAUGCACAGUUGCAGACACACAGACUGCACAGCUGGACUCUGCCGAGGAUGCAUCAGUAGAGGAACCCUCUGCAACCACAGAUAUGCCCCUGUCACACGUCAUUGCCACCUUAGAUUCAGCGCAGUCUGCCAUCCUUGACCAAGAAGCAUCCAGAUCUGAGGAAGGGGGCGAGAGUGAGGAAGGAAGCAAGAGCGAAGAGGUGCCAUUUCUUGAUACAAAGAGCACAGAUGUUUUUAUUCCGUUACUAGGGGAAAAAAUUGACCCAGAGUUAGUUGAAAGCUACAUGGAAAAAGAACCUGAAGAGGAUCCCAAAACGAAGGAUGACCCCAUUGAAUCUGAGAUCAAAAGUUUUGAGGAGGUUUGGCCUAAUUCUGCCAGUAUUUUAAAAGCUGAUCCAGUUUCAUCCAUUGGGCAGCCUAUUGAGACCACUACAACCACAUAUUAUAACAUUUCAACAAUCAGUACUUUGUCUACAUCUUUACACUCAGGAGUGCCACAAGAUGUCAUCCAAGACAACUCAUCUUAUAUGGAAUCUCACAGUUCCCAUAUACAGCACAUACCAACAACAAACCCUGCUAACAUUCCACCUCCAAUGUCUUUUCCUCCUCCAAUUGGCCCUCCGCCUAUUCUUGGUCCACCUCCCAUGCAAGGCCCACCACCAAUUGCUGUUCCACCACCCAUGCAUCUCCCUCCUCCAAUGUCAGGACCACCUCCAAUGCAGAUUCCCCCAAUGCAAGGUCCACCUCCUCCCCUUGUGGAUAAUGAUCAUUCUCAGUAUCCACCACCUGGAUCGUAUCCACCUUUCCAGAAUCAGUGGGGUAGCAGUUCUCAGUUAGAUGCUGCUCCACUGCCUCCAAAUUUUACACCAAGAGGACCAUUCCAACCAAUGGGUCAGAGAGGUCCUCCUCAUCAGAUAUUUGAUAAUUCCAUGAAUUCAUUGCCCCCUCAGCAUAUUGUAGGAAGAGGAGGACCUCCUGGGGGGCCACCAUCAUCCACACCUCCCAGCUUUGAUGGACAAAGGUUUAAUGGGCCUCCACCCCCUUUUAACUUCUCUGCACCCAGGGGCCCACCUCCACCAUUUUCUGGUCCCCCUCCAAAUCACUUUGAUAAUAGAGCACCACCACCAUCCCAUUUCCCUGGUCCAAGAGGCCCACCUCCUCUUCAUAACAUUGGGGAUCGUGGCCCUCCAUCUAAUAUGUCAAGAGGGCCUGGUGAUCAAUUUGAAGAUGGUGGAAACUCAUAUCAUCAGGGAAUAGAGAAGCCCCAGAUACAUUCACAAGGGCCUCCUUUUAGGGGACCACUGCCAAACCACUUUGAUGGACGAAGAGGACCCCCUGGAUCUUCAGGUGAAAUGUCGGGACAGCGAUUUCCACCUCCAAACCAAUUUCAUGGUUCACCUAAACGCAGGGGAUCAUUUGACGAACCACGGGGAAAUUUAUCUCAAGACUUUGACCAGCACCGGGGACCAUCGGUGCAGCAGUUUGGUGGUCCGAGAGGUCCACCACCAGGACAUUAUGAAAAGGAACCAGUUGGUCAGUCAGCACGAUUUAACUACAAUGAUGAUACCCCAAGUGAUGUUCGAGAUGUUAGACCUGUUCGUGGACCUCUGCUUCCGACACCUCCUGAAGGUCCUAUACCAAUACAAGGCCGUAUAGUUGGACACAGCCCAGACAGCCACCGUGAUGACCACUGGAGACGGCACUCCCCUGAAAUGAGGAGGCGAAGCUGUUCCACCAGAGAUAGUUCAGAGCCACAUAAUCGUCCGAGUAGAUUUGAUGGUGGUUCACGUGACAGAGAUUCCUCCUCAAGGUUAUCUGAAGAGAGACAGCGUGAUUUGUCUGAAGAUAGGAGGAGAGACCGAGAUCGAGAAGGUGGACAUGGUGGACGAUCAUGGGGCUGGAACAGGGAGCAUGAGUAUGACCGGGGAAGAGAAAAGGAUCGUGAAAGAGAUCGGAGCAGGGAAAGAGAUCGGAGCAGGGAAAGAGAUAGGGAGCGGGGCCGCAGCAGGGAAAGGGAGAGAGAACACAGUAGAGAGAGGGAUCGCAGUAGAGGCAGAGAGUCUGACCGAUACAGAGAUGGAGAUGGAGACAAGAGGAGAGACCGAGACCGAGAUCGAGACAGAGACCGUGGCAGGGAGAGGGAGCAAGACCGAAAAGACCAUGACCGAGACAGAGCAAAGAACAGAGACAGAGAAAGAGACCGUGACAGAGACAGAGACAGCAGGGACAGGAGAAGAGAACGCUCAAGGAGUCGUGAACGAGAACGAGGAAAAGAUCGUGACAGAAGAGAUCGGGACGAACGCUGAGGGAGUGACAGAGACAGACGGGACAGAAGCAGGAGCAAAGAAAAGAAAGAUGAUAAAAAAGAAAGAUCUGACAACUCAAGGGCAAAGUCUACAGAAUCUGAAAACCCAUAAUGAAAGUCAUUCAUCUUAACUGUUGACUGACAAUUUUUCUUUCUAAAUUAGCAUGGGUUUGAAUGUUGCACUUGAAGGUCUCUUUUGUACUCUUUUCUUGCUGAAAAUUUUAUGUUUUUUACUUACAAGGCCUUGAUGUUGUCAACAUCUUCAGGUGUACUUCUUAUGUGAUGAUAUCUUGUCCUGUAGUUCUAUUUUAAAGAAAAAUAUGGAUAACUUCACAGUUAAGAAUUAAACAAGACAUGUAAAUAUGUAUGUAUUUGUGUAUAUACAGGUGUGUUUUUAAUUACUUUUUUCUAAAUAGAGAAGUAAUAAGCCAUAUAGGUUUAAAAUUAUGUUUAAAGGAAAAAAAUGUCUUUAAAAGAAGGUCUUUGUAUGGUAAAAGUUUAGCCAGCAUUUAAUGUGUCUGAAGGCUAUUGUUAAUGAUUGACCUGAAGCCACUACAUAUGUUCAUUACAAUUGUUCAAUUAAAUUCUUUGUGAUUAUAA
Molecule: messenger RNA, 8020 nt
Organism: Cyprinus carpio (common carp)
Lineage: Eukaryota; Metazoa; Chordata; Actinopteri; Cypriniformes; Cyprinidae
Product: zinc finger, MYND-type containing 8
Exons: 17
Coding region: 207-7421 (2404 amino acids)
Biological process (GO): apoptotic signaling pathway; DNA-templated transcription
Cellular component (GO): nucleus
Source: RefSeq, a predicted model, not a curated record